GCUGUUUUUCAGGGACCAGACGCACUGUAGAUGCUUUAUAGCCGUUCCACACCAUUCGAUCUGACGUUUGGAAGAAAUGCGCACGCAUUCUGCGGUCGCACCGCAGUGUGGACGCACGUUAUGUAAACACUGCGAUUUGCGUGUAAACUGUUAUGUUUUGUUAUCAAAAAUACGUCUAACAUUGUUUACAAAGUUUGAACCCUUAAUUGUUAGUUGAAAACCAUUGUUGGAGUCCGUGCGUCGAGUGUUUUGAUACCAUAUAUCCGUACAGGCGGCCGUGUUGCAUCGAUUUUACCAAGUUGCUAACACUUAUAAAACUAGUUUUCCGAUAUUAAACAGUGGAGUGGCGUGAUGUGAUUGUGAAUAACGAAAAUGGAUUUUUGCCUCUGGAUCUGUUUAAGUUUUAACAGCAAACGAUACUGGAUCUAUUCGGAAUCAGAACAGAAUAUCACUAGUGUGCUAAAAUUAUUGAGUGGAGUUGGAAUCCCCGUUAAAAUCACUUUAAUGGUUUGUGGGACGUGAUCCCAUGGUGUUAUAAAUAGAAAAACGUGAGGAAGUUUCAUAACGCACCACAAAUACGCAUUCUACGGGUUACGAUUUGUUGUGAUUUAUUUAUAUACUGAUUUUCUGAAGCCCCACGCAGAAGCCGAUUAUGAUUAAUCAAAUCGGUUAAAGAUAGUACGGGAAUCCAUACGUAAAUCCUAUAUUUAUUCAAUAUGAUGUGGCCUUCGUCCCAAGCGAGCAAGAUCCUCACAUUUCUACUAUUCACUGUUGUAGUUUACUGCAUUUACAUGGACACAUUCCUGUUUUUACGGAUACAGAACUAUAAAAUUGAUAUAUUUGACCAUGAAGAGAAUGUUACCCAAGAAUCUUCCACGCAUAAAUCAGUGAAACUGCAGAAUUAUGAAGAUUUCGUUUGGAUACCUUGUAAUAUUAACCCGUUGUGUCAUCCAACCGUCAAAGCUUUAAUGAUUGACCAUAUAAAUCAUUAUAUUUAUGGACCAUUAUGUGCGAUACUAGAUAUAGGCUUAGGAAUAUCGGAAAGAAUGUUGUUUUUGACCCCCAAUAUGAUUUCUUUCUUCCAUGUAUUCAUAGCUUGUUUGGGAGCGAAGUUUUUAACGUGUCAAAGUUUAGUGGCACGUCGAUUUGCUAUAGUUUUGUUCCAAAUACGUAUGUUUUUAGAUGACUUAGACGGUCAUGUCGCUAGAGAAAGGAAACAUAUCAAAGGCGAGCGAUCAGAAGUUGGAAGUAUAGGUUAUUGGGUUGACGGAAUAUGUGACUUAAUAGGUGUAACAGCUAUGAUGAUAGGUAUAUUAUUGUAUUUAAAGAACAAUCCGCCUAGAAGAGGGUAUAAAGGCACUCCAGUUAGUACUUUACCUUAUCACCAAUUGAAGGAAAUCAAUUCGAGUGAGGAUAUUGAGAAAGAACAUACUGAUACAGGUAUAUCUUAUAAAACUAAGGUUACGUUUCAGAGAAUCGUCCAGGUUAUUGGCUUGUUUUCCGGCCAAAUGGUGCUAUCUUCGUUAGCUUGGAAUAGGUAUAUAGAUAUGUAUCAAGAUAUGUUAGAAAAUUGUACUGAAUACGACGUAUUUAGAAGAGAGAGUACGUUUAAGUCUGGGACGUUUUUCUUUGCUACUGGUUUGUGGAGAAUAGUUAAUCCUCAUAGUUAUCUUCAUUUGCUGACUCUAGCAGUCUUCUGUGAUAAGACCUGGGGAUUCUUGAAGACGGUUCACUAUAGUGGUUAUAUAUGUUUAGUUAUAACGGUAGGUGCGUCUGAGUAUUUGGUUGAAAAUAUUCGAUCGUUUGUCGUCAAUGGUUGAAAUGUUACAUUUCGCUAACCGGUCUUGCCAUUUUCGGGUCCGAGAGACGAUUCGACGAGUCGAGUUUGGAGUUUGGAUUUCUUUUAAA
Messenger RNA from Maniola jurtina (meadow brown), 1908 nucleotides. It is a transcript of the gene Cpes, whose product is annotated as ceramide phosphoethanolamine synthase. The record is from RefSeq and is a predicted model, not a curated record. The transcript has a single exon. Gene Ontology annotation, cellular component: membrane. Lineage: Eukaryota; Metazoa; Arthropoda; Insecta; Lepidoptera; Nymphalidae. Gene Ontology annotation, molecular function: phosphotransferase activity, for other substituted phosphate groups. Bases 717 to 1820 code for a protein of 367 amino acids. Gene Ontology annotation, biological process: phospholipid biosynthetic process.